Molecule: messenger RNA, 1154 nt
Organism: Centropristis striata (black sea bass)
Lineage: Eukaryota; Metazoa; Chordata; Actinopteri; Perciformes; Serranidae
Gene: jmjd8
Product: jumonji domain containing 8
Exons: 9
Coding region: 151-966 (271 amino acids)
Cellular component (GO): cytoplasm
Source: RefSeq, a predicted model, not a curated record
CACGCCGUCAGAUGAAUGUGGUGGUUUGUGAUUGGCUCUCAGACCGGAAGCGAGAAGACAAAUCUCUGUAUUCUCAGACAGAAUGCGACAUAUUUACUGCAUUUCGUGCUAAAUUUCGUUAUAUUUGUGUUUUAUCUGUCAGAGUUUUGAAUGGACUGUAUCUCGGCUGCAUUAACUUCAUGCUUCCGGUUCGCUGUGAUGUGUCUGAUGGUCCUGAAGGCAGCGGAGCCGUCAGCGGACGGAGGCGGCUGGUGGCUACCGUCAGACUUCAGGUUGGAGGAUGAAGGCGUCUGUAACAUCGACGUGUUGGACGGCUCGUCGCUCUCGCACCAACAGUUCAUAGAAAGAUAUGCGUUCAGCCGGCCGGUGAUCCUCAGAGGACUCACUGACAACACGAGGUUCAGGUCGUCGUGUUCGAAGUCUCGUCUGCUGGAGGAGUUCGGUUCGCGCAGAGUUCGUCUCAGCACGGCGAACACCUUCUCCUACAGGAAAGUGGACGUCCCUCUGCAGGAGUACGUGGACGAGCUGCUGAAGCCGCAGGCUGCAGACGCGCUCGGCAGCGAAACUCUGUAUUUCUUUGGAGACAAUAACUUCACCGAGUGGCAGAGUUUGUUCGAGCUGUACGAGUCUCCUCCCUAUGUGCUGCCUCACACCGGUGGAGCGUACAGCUUCGGGAUCGCAGGUGCAGGAACAGGAGUCCCCUUCCACUGGCACGGCCCCGGAUUCUCCGAGGUCAUCUACGGCAGGAAGCGUUGGUUUCUCUACCCUCCUGACAGAGAGCCUCACUUCCACCCAAACCGCUCCACUCUGUCCUGGCUGACGGAGACGUACCCGAACCUGAACGGAGACGAAGCUCCAUUGGAGUGUACCAUCAGACCAGGAGAGGUCCUGUUCUUCCCGGAUCGCUGGUGGCACGCCACGCUCAACCUGGACACUAGCGUCUUCAUCUCCACCUUCCUUGGCUGACUCGUCUCUCAGACUGGUUUUAAAUCUUUCUCCUUUAAUGUGGGUCCAACAGCAGAAACACUGUUAUUUCUGUUUAUUUACAUUCCAGAUCAACAGACCAGAUUUAAACAGAAAAUCUUUAUUUAGUGACCAAAGAAUCUGAUGGAGUAUUAUUUUAUUUUUGAAGUAAUAAAACAAAAAACAUCUUG